CAAAUUUUCUCAGAUGACGCAAAGACUGUGACUUUGCCUCCCGUCCCCUCUCCCCCUUCAUCUCCACGUCCCUCCUCUCUCCCGCGUCUCUCCCGAUGCCUCGCUCUUGUCGGAGGGGAGACAGCGACACACAGCAGGCAGGAUGACAAACCAGUCGGCAGCCAACCAGUCCAACACAAACAAGGUGAAGGAGAAAGAGGAAAACCAGCGAGAUGACAACACAGAAGUUGCGUAUAAAGAUGCCGGCCACUGCAGCCGCAACACCCACAACCUGCUGCUGGGACUCACUGUUAUGGGUGUUGUCAUGGGAGUGGUGUUUGGGAUGCUGCUGCGGUACAUGAAGGUGACGGACAGCUCCGCCCUCACCAUGGUUUCCUUCCCUGGAGAAAUCCUCAUGAGGAUGCUGAAGAUGCUCAUCCUUCCUCUGAUCAUCUCCAGCCUUAUCACAGGGCUGGCUGGUCUCGACGCCCGCUCCAGUGGCAGGAUGGGGAGUAGAGCCAUGGUGUACUACAUGUCCACCACGAUAAUCGCUGCCAUCCUUGGGGUCAUCCUGGUGUUGGGGAUCCACCCAGGGAACCCCAAACUGAGGGGCGGCAGCUCGAACACAGUCGCGAAGAACCAGGAGGUCAGCAGUCUGGACGCCUUCCUCGACCUGCUCAGAAACCUCUUCCCUGAGAACCUGGUGCAGGCCUGCUUCCAACAGGUUCAGACGGUGCUGAAAAAGGUGCCGGUGGCAGCACCAAACGUAACUGAGCCCAUCUUAGUAAACAGGAAGAAACUGGAAUACAAGUGGGGCAUGAACGUCCUCGGCUUGAUCGGCUUCUUCAUCACCUUUGGGAUCUGCAUGGGCAGGAUGGGCGAGCGCGGGAAGGUCAUGUGCGACUUCUUCAACAUCCUCAACGAGAUUAUCAUGACGAUGGUUUCCUUGAUCAUGUGGUACUCUCCUGUCGGCAUCGCCUCUCUGAUUGCGGGGAAGAUUGCAGCCAUCGGAGACCUGGAGGUGGUGGCCAGGCAGCUGGGUAUGUACAUGGUGACCGUCAUCGUGGGCCUGGUGAUCCACGGCGGCUUGAUCCUACCGGCCAUAUUCUUCGCCACCACCAGAAAAAGCCCAUUCACUUUCUACUCUGGAAUCUUCCAGGCUUGGAUCACGGCUCUGGGCACUGCCAGCAGCGCGGGAACGCUACCCGUCACCUUCCGCUGCCUGGAGGAAAAUCUGAAGAUUGAUAAGCGCGUGACUCGCUUCGUGCUGCCCAUAGGCGCCACCAUUAACAUGGACGGCACCGCGCUGUAUGAGGCCGUGGCAGCCAUCUUCAUUGCCCAGAUGAAUGACAUCACGCUGGACGGCGGGCAGAUCGUCACUGUCAGUAUGACCGCCACCCUGGCCAGUGUCGGAGCUGCCAGUAUUCCCAGUGCUGGAUUGGUUACCAUGCUGCUGAUCCUGACGGCUGUGGGCCUGCCUACUCAGGACAUCAGCCUGCUCAUCGCCGUCGACUGGCUGCUUGACAGAAUGCGUACCUCCAUCAAUGUGGUGGGCGACUCAUUCGGCGCCGGGAUCGUGGACCACUUGUCGAAGGCAGAACUUGCCGAACUCGACGCGGUAGAAAUGCUCCCGCCGGAGGAGGAGCUCGAUUUCAUCCCUCCACCCCCGAUCCUCACGGAGAUGGACCUCGUCGACCCUUUCAAACCGCCCGAGCUGCCCCCUCGCUCCCCUCGCCCGCCCAAACAGAACCACCAUGGCCACGGUCUGUCCCAGUCCCACUCCAUCACUUACUCACCGUCCCGUUCUAUCCGGUCUCCUUCCCCGCGCUCCAUCCGCUCUCCCUCUCCGCGCUCCGUCUGCUCCCACUCCCCCCGGCCUUUCCGUACUCAUUCACCACGCCUCCUCUGCAGGACGGAGCCGGGCUACUGCGCCCUGCCCAGCCAUGAUAACCAGAUUCCCACGCUCCCUCGCUCCUACAGAGAGAGAGACAGGGAGCGCGAGAGGCUGAGGCGAGAGAGUGAGACAGAGGAGGAGGAGGAGAGGGAGAGGGUCCUGGGCGAAGUCAGCGACGGCGAGGAGAGCGAUGACACCGCUUAUGAUCGGAGGCACGCCAUCCCGCCGGCAGACCUGCCGUGAUUGGAUUUUACCAGCAAAAAGCUCCCCCAUCGAUUAGUUUCCGCUUUACGACAGCUUUCCCUCUUUACUGCACGGCUCCACUAGAUUCCAGUGGAGGCUCACAGGGGAUUUCUGGCCGGUUUCUACUUCACAGAUGUAUUUUGAGUUCACUGCUCCAGUAGAACUGUUGGAUACGUGAUGAAUGAGCUUACUUUGAGCUUAUUAUGCUUAGAUAUUAAAAUGUUGCCAUGGCAACACCCUGUAACGUUCCUUCGAAGGGCCCUUAAAAUCAGGCCUGAGACUUUUGCUCCUCGUUUCCUUGCAAAAGUGAGCUUAAAUGGAAAGUAGCUUCCCCAGUUUGCUCAUGUCAUUUCCUUUUUAUAACUCCAUCACUGUCUUGGUUUGUCAUUUCUCAAAAUGCUCCUGUACGUCUGAACGUCCUUACGUUUGCCUGAUAGGAGAGAAAUCGUGGGUCUGCUCUUGAUCAGAGAAGUAUGUUGGUGUUGAGGCCGUUUUACCAGCCUUUUAACGCACAACCAUGAGUUAUCAGUCGAUCCUUUUACCUCGACUCUUUCUCUUCUGCUUUUGUUUACGUGGCAGGAAGUAAGAAUUAUGACAUUUAAAGGAACAGUUUCACAUUUUAACAAAUGCGCUUAUUCGCAUAAAUUUAUAACACUAAAGCUCACAAAUUAACACAAUAUGUCUUGUUUGUCUGCGCCAUGUUUACGCAGUUACCUGCCAACUGGUCUCAGCCGAGAAAUAGUCCAGCACAUAAAUGUCCAUAAAACCACAGCUUGUUGUUUUGAACACUAGCUGCUUCCUCCUGUUUCAAAUCUUUAUGCUAAGCUAAGCUACCCGGCUGCUAGGUCUCAUUUAACUCUUGGCAAGAAAGCUGAUGAGCAUAUUGUCCCAAAAUGUCAAACUAGUCCUUUAAAUGAGCUGAAGACCACCAACAACUUCAUGUAAAUGAGAGAAACACACAACCAGCAGACAUUAUUUUUAUAAUUCUCUACCGUCUUGCGUCUCAUUUUCAUCCUCGGUGCUCUUCUUGCACACCACCUCAUUUUCCCCCCACAGCGGUCACUCUUGAUGUUAAUAUUGUCUAUAUUAUCUAUGUUUUGUAUUUUCUUGUUGUGGUCUGGUGUCUGAAAUGACGAGCAAUAGGCAAGAUGCUGUUUUGAUUUUGUUGUAUGUUUAAAUUUACUAUAUAUCUCACUUUUACUGUCGCUUAUCAUUUGAGUUCUUGAUUUCUGUAAAAUAGCUUCAUCAGUCUCCUCCUCCCACUAAACUGCCUUUCAUUUUAAAUAUAAUUUCAUCAACUGCCUCCCUGCAUCCUCAAGUCUUAACUCAGAUUCACA
Messenger RNA from Chelmon rostratus (copperband butterflyfish), 3453 nucleotides. It is a transcript of the gene slc1a9, whose product is annotated as solute carrier family 1 member 9. The record is from RefSeq and is a predicted model, not a curated record. Lineage: Eukaryota; Metazoa; Chordata; Actinopteri; Chaetodontiformes; Chaetodontidae. The transcript has 11 exons. Gene Ontology annotation, cellular component: plasma membrane. Gene Ontology annotation, biological process: L-glutamate transmembrane transport. Gene Ontology annotation, molecular function: L-glutamate transmembrane transporter activity; neutral L-amino acid transmembrane transporter activity; glutamate:sodium symporter activity. Bases 143 to 2116 code for a protein of 657 amino acids.